This is a messenger RNA of Knipowitschia caucasica, 399 nucleotides long. Lineage: Eukaryota; Metazoa; Chordata; Actinopteri; Gobiiformes; Gobiidae. The record is from the annotation of a GenBank genome assembly.
AUGGUGUUACUCCCAGCUCUGUACAUUCACUUGACUGGCAAACAGGGCUGCUGUGGAAACCGUUGUGGGAUGCUGUUAUCCAUUUUGUUUGCUGCUGUGGGUGUGGCUGGUGCACUGUAUAGUUUUAUUGUGGCUAUACUGGGUUUGCAGAAUGGUCCUCUCUGCCGUGUUCUUCUGAUUUGGUCCACACCUUUUAAAGACAGAGACAGCAGUUACCUGUCAGACAGCACAUGGUGGGGCACAUGCACGGAACCCAAAGAUAUUGUCCAGUUUCACAUUGGGUUAUUCAGUACCCUGCUGGCCACAAGCGCUCUGCAGGUCAUUCUUUGUGCCAUUCAGAUGAUCAAUGGCCUCUUUGGUUGUCUGUGUGGAGCCUGCGUAGAGAAAGGGCCUCUGUAA